AUGAUUCUGUUUUUCUUUCUUAUUAAAUUUGUAAAUAAGUACUAUCUUGUGGAUGGGGGAUAUGCCAACGAGCCUGGUUUCUUAGCUCCUUAUAGGGUGACUCGAUAUCAUUUACAACUUUGGCGAGGGAAUACUCCUAAGAACUAUAAGGAGUUAUUUAACCUUAGGCAUUCCUUAGCUAGAAGUUACGUUGAAAGGGCAUUUGGAUUGUUGAAGAAAAGAUGGGGCAUUUUGCGUGCAGCUGGCUUUUAUGACGUGAAGACUCAAGUUAGGAUCAUCAAUGCUUGUUGUAUCCUUCACAACUUCAUUCGUGAUGAGUGUCCUCAUGAUGCACUAUUGGAUGAAGUAGAUCAAGAGUUGGAAGAUGCUUUAGAUAACGAUUCAUAUGACUCUGAUGAAGAUGAAAUCACGACAGUGAGGGCAACCAAUGAGUGGACUUUAUUUAGAGAUAAUUUAGCUAAGGAAAUGUUUGAACAAUAUAAAGCAAUUUCUCGCUCGGAGAGCUCGGAGUUAGUUCUGUAUUUUCUGUUAGAUAUGCCAUUGUAA
Messenger RNA from Linum trigynum, 546 nucleotides. The record is from the annotation of a GenBank genome assembly. NCBI's taxonomy places the organism in Eukaryota, Viridiplantae, Streptophyta, Magnoliopsida, Malpighiales, Linaceae.